CCGUUUCAGUGAAGCCGAACGAAGAAGCAAGCAAAAAUGGGGGCUUCGAUAAUCUCCUUUCACUCUCACUCUCUUCUUCUCCGAUCAGUUCCCUCUUCUUUCUCCACCUUCUUCUCCAAACCCUCCGCCGCCGCCGCCGCUGCCGCCGUUUGCUUCAAUCAAUUUAAGCCCGUCAGUUCAAACUUCUUCACUCGCGAAUCUUCUCACCAUUCCCGGUCUUUCAUUCCCUCCCCAUCCCUUUCCUUCCCUCGCUCCUUUGCCUCCACCAUUUCCGGCCCCUCCGAGUUCAGAUUUGAUGAAGACGACGAUGAAAUUGAAGAUGAAGAUGAAAGUGAUUACGAAGAUGAAGUCGAAAUUGAACGGGAAGAGGCCGUUGAGGAUGGAAUGGAAACCGGUGUGGCUUCGGAGUUGUCUUCGUUGAUGGUGAAUAGAAAUGAAGUGAAGAAUAUUCCGAGCUUGACGAUUAAGGAGAAGAAAGAGCUGGCAUCGUAUGCUCAUAGCUUGGGAAAGAAGCUGAAAAGUCAGUUGGUGGGAAAAUCUGGCGUCACUCCUGGCUUGGCUACUUCUUUCAUCGAGACACUUGAAGCCAACGAACUUCUUAAGAUCAAAAUUCUCGGAAACUGUCCAGAGGAGCUAGAGGAUGCAGUGAGGAAAUUGGAGGAAUCGACUGGCUCUGUGGUGGUGAAUCAAAUUGGCAGAACUGUUAUCAUUUAUAGGCCCAGCAUCACAAAAAUGAAAGCAGAGAAACAAAAACGACAAGCACGAAAAAUUUACGUGAGAAAAGAGCUCGAUCGAGUCAAAUCCAUUUUGCAGAAUAAAAUACAAACGCCUAGGAGCUCGAACCGUGGUCGUCGUGGAAGCAGCAGGUAUUGAUCUGAAGUAGGAUUCACAUCUAGCAUUUAUAUUUUGGAGGAACAGAUUUCGAAUUUUCAUCUCAAUGUAAGUUUUGUUCAUACCAUUCUUGUUCUUGUAGUUCCACUAGUUUUGAUUUAUUUCAUUAAUGUAGAGAUUUUUACUCUGCUUCUACUUCAUAGGUUUAGAGGUUAAACAAGAUUAUAGGGUGUAUGAGAGAGUUAGUAGUAAGAGCAAACUAAUUAACAUAGAAUAGGAGAGCCUCCGAAGAUGAAGACAUUGGACUUAUUCUCAUAAUUCAUCACUCGUAACUUAAAAA
Molecule: messenger RNA, 1171 nt
Organism: Benincasa hispida (wax gourd)
Lineage: Eukaryota; Viridiplantae; Streptophyta; Magnoliopsida; Cucurbitales; Cucurbitaceae
Cellular component (GO): chloroplast
Molecular function (GO): RNA binding
Source: RefSeq, a predicted model, not a curated record